AUGACAUUCACGCAUUUGAUUGUCUUUUUGAGUAUUGGGCUUUGCCAAGCGAAAUUGCGGGCCAAUGUGAUUGUUAUGGGAACCACUAUGAGUCCAAAUUUCAAGCGUUCAGAAGGGAGUAGUAAGGCUUCGGAUUUCACUCGAAAAAUAAAUGUACCAUGUCAACACAUCCAUUCAUGUGUUCUUGGCGUUUCAGUCAGUCUAGUUUGUCCAGAAGAGCACCCUUGGGCGUUUUCCAACGGCACUAAAUGUUGCAAUACAUUUCGGACAUCUACAUUCAACUCACUCCAGUUCGAGGAUUCGGAAUGCUUUUCCGCGUGGAUCGAAUGUCCGGCCAAACUUCCCCGAAAAUGUGUGUCUUUAGAAAAACCGGUUGUAUGUCCCAAAACAUAUCCGGUUAGCAUGGGUCUAGGAUGUUGUGCCUCGGAUCAUGCCAUUUUCGACCCUCAGAAUGAACUAUGCCGUGGACAGAAAUUGGAACCGUAUGUUUCAGUGCUUGAAUGUUGCGCCCAAUUUUUUGACAAGUCGAUCUGCAAGAAUAAGCAGCAGAGAUGCAUAACAAAUUACGAAGCUUUCCCUAUCCCUAGGCCGUUAAAAAAAAUUCUGGAGGAAGGAGAUAAUUGGAGAGUAAGCGAUACUGCUGCCAAUGUUUUUGAAGAUGCGUCGAUGUGCAAUGGCAUACAAGGAAUGUAUUGGCUGCCGAGGAGUAACUCAACAAUAAGUGGUUACUUCAUAAUGGAUCUUGGACUUCACAUGCAAAUUCAGCAAUUUAAAAUGAGAAACGAUUACCACGACGUUAAAAAUUCUGGCUCAAAGGACAUCGAAAUCAAGAUUUCGAAUUACACGGAUUCAGCUUGGAUGUCCGUGGUAAAUGUAACUCUGGAUGAUCCCUUAUUGUUUGGGCAUUGUGAUACCCCAUUGGAAGUCAUCAAGAUUCCUCAUGCCAUCAUCUGUCGCUAUGUGUUUUUAAUAGCUCACACCAGCUAUCGGAAAGCUGCUGCCUUAAGAUACUUUGAUGUUGAAUAAAAGGAUCAUGUUUAUCCCAAACAAAGGCGUUACCUUUUAUCAACACUGGCGCAUAUUCAAAUGCGAGGGAGAAUUAUGAGUGUAAAAGUGAUCAGGGUUUGCCAAAUGAAUUUAUUCGAAUUAACACAUUAACCUCUGCGACCUUGUUCUGUAGGUCUUGAAAUUAUUGUGGCAAAAUUUGCCGUUAACCGCAAAUGGCGAUUCUUCAUUUAAAUAGCUGGAGAGAAAGACAAAAGAACCAAAUGGAAUUGGUUCAAAAAAUGAAAUGAGACGAACUAAAUCAACUAUGCUUUUC
This is a messenger RNA of Tigriopus californicus, 1321 nucleotides long. RefSeq lists its product as uncharacterized. The transcript is spliced from 4 exons. The record is from RefSeq and is a predicted model, not a curated record. NCBI's taxonomy places the organism in Eukaryota, Metazoa, Arthropoda, Copepoda, Harpacticoida, Harpacticidae. Bases 1 to 1026 code for a protein of 341 amino acids.